This is a messenger RNA of Amphibalanus amphitrite, 5044 nucleotides long. Its product is annotated as upstream-binding protein 1-like. Gene Ontology annotation, biological process: regulation of transcription by RNA polymerase II. The transcript is spliced from 14 exons. Gene Ontology annotation, molecular function: RNA polymerase II cis-regulatory region sequence-specific DNA binding; DNA-binding transcription activator activity, RNA polymerase II-specific. NCBI's taxonomy places the organism in Eukaryota, Metazoa, Arthropoda, Thecostraca, Balanomorpha, Balanidae. The coding region runs from base 254 to 2500 and encodes 748 amino acids. Gene Ontology annotation, cellular component: nucleus. The record is from RefSeq and is a predicted model, not a curated record.
AUGAGCGCUGUUCGGCAGCCGGCUAUUUUGUGUGCAGGGUAUGACGUAUUUCGCGAGCCGACGUCACAGGCGGUGACGUCGGCUCGCGCGCGAGCCGAGCGCCAACGACAAACUAACGGGAACCCUCGGACACCCUCAGUGAAAUGCUCGCAAUUUGAUCAAGUUUGAUGCUGUUUAUCACAUUUUUAGUGCAUAGAGAAUAGUUUGACAAGCAUCUCUCCUGCCGCACGUCUAAAGACUCCGCCGUCAGCCAAUGGCCCGCGUGGACCGCGGCGCAGGCAUCGGCAACCGCGGCCACGGCAUUGAGCUCGACGAGAACGCCUCGGACGAGUCCGACUUUUUCCUGGUGCAGACCGGACGCGGCGACAGCACCAUUCACAAGAUUCGGCCGGCCGGCUUCGCCACGGUGCCGGCCGGCGGCGCGCCGCUCAGGGAGGCGCUGCCGCACCCGGGCCGCAACAGCUCGCCCUCCUUCUCCAACACGGGCACGGUGCCGGCAGCGCCGCCGCCGCCCUCCAGCGUCACCCGGAAACGGAAAAUCGAAAAGGAGGAGAAGGACAGUGCCGAGCGCGAGGGUCGCAAGACGCGCACCGACCAGCACCACGGCGGCGCCGGCCACGGCGUGCCGAUGGUGUUCGAAAAACAGUAUCUGCGCGUCGAGCACUCGCCUGUCGACGGGGACAAGAUCGCGCACUGGCAGGGCGGCGCAGAUGUGGACCAGGGCCUGGCCGCCGACUUCGACGACUCCCUUUCCGGCCUGGGCGUCAACCUGUCGUCCACCACGUACAACAUGAGCGAGGCUCUGCUGGCGCUGCCCAACAUAUCAAACAUGUCCACACUGCUCAAGAAUGAGGCCGCUUCAUUGCCAUCCGAUUCAAACUCGCUGCACCAGAACAUCGGCGAGACGCUGUCGCCGUCGCUGCUGACGGACGUCUCCAGCGCCGAGGACAUCGCCGGCGGCGACGGCGCCUCGCCAGGCCGCCCAGCCGCCGCCGUGGUCGUCGCCGACUCCCAGAAGCGUCAGCAUCACAGGUUUCAGUACGUCCUGAACGCGGCCACCUCGAUCGCCACCAAGGUCAACGAAGAGACGCUGACCUACCUCAACCAGGGACAGAGCUACGAAAUCCGCAUCAAAAAGCUGGGUGACCUCACCUCCUGCAGCGACGCCAUUUUUCGGACAAAGUUGAAGCUGUGUUUCCAUGAGCGGCGACUGCAAUACAUCGAGAAGGAGCAGCUGGACGCGUGGAGGACCUCUCGGCCCGGCGACCGGCUGCUCGAGGUCGACCUGCCCCUGUCCUACGGCAUUUUUGACGUGCGGCAGGAUCGGAACCAGCUCAACUGCUGCGAGUUCCUCUGGAGCCCCAACAAGGACGUGGGUGUCUACGUCAAGGUCCAUUCUGUGAGUACAGAGUUCACGCCCAAGAAGCAUGGUGGCGAGAAGGGCGUACCGUUCCGGAUUCAGGCCGAGACCUACAGCGGCGCCGACUCUUUCGGCGCCCUGCUGCACUGCGCCGCCUCGCAGGUCAAAGUGUUCAAGCUCAAGGGCGCCGACCGCAAGCACAAACAGGACCGUGAGCGGUUCAUGAAGCGGCCCGCCUCCGAGAUGGGCAAGUACCAGCCGUCCUACGACUGCACGGUGCUGACGGAGAUGCCUGUGGAGCUGGUGUACAGUCCGCAGCUGCCGCCCACCUCGGCCGGCCCGAGCAAGGCGCCGCCGCCGGCGCCGGCGCCGGCGGUGUCCUCCGCCCGGCUGCCCAACGUGUCGCCGCCGCCGCCGCCGGCCGUCUCUGUGGCCGCCGCCGUCACGCCCGCCGCCUGCGCGGAGGUCGAGUACAAGCAGCAGUGGUCCCAGCCCAGCUCCAGCCCCACCGACAGCAUGAACGAGGACGAGGGCCCCCAGAGGAGCGGCGCCGCCGGCACGGAGGUGCCCAUGUCGGACGUGCUGUCGGCGCGCGCUACCGCCGAGCAGACGCACGCUUGGCUGCAGCGGCGCCGGUUCGGGCCGCACGCCACCGCUCUCUGCAACUUCACCGGCGCCGACCUGAUGCGGCUCUCGCGCGACGACGUGGUGCAGCUGUGCGGCCUGGCCGACGGUGUGCGGCUCUACAACAGCCUGCACAACAAGCUGAUCGUGCCGCGGCUGACGGUGUACGUGUGCGUGCCGCCGGCGCCGCUCUACCACGCCUUCUACCUGUACCAGACCACCCACUCGGAGAUCAGCCGCAAGCUGGCUGCCCUGCUGGGCUGCAGCUCGUCCCAGCUGCGCCAGGUGUGCGUCGAGGGGCCGGGCGGCGUGCCCGUGCUGAUGACAGACGAGGUGGUGAGGCAUCUUCAGAACGAAUCUCUGUAUAUGAUUGAAACUAUACCCGUGUCUCAGGAGAGCAGCGACCGGCUGGACCUGGUGCUGCACCGAACUGUGACGCGCAGUCCGCCGCCCAGCACCGGCGGCGGCGGCGGCGGUGGACCCUCUGCCGCCAGCUCGCCUCUCAGCAGGCAAUAACUGGCGCACGGCGGGCUGGCCCCCGCACACAAACACAAACACGUACACACACUCACACAUUGCUGCUGGCGGAGCGUCCCGGCGUCCCGGCGCGGCGCGUCUCACCGUCUGUCUGUCCGCGCUGCGCGGCACACCGGAUAGUGAAGACCAGGGAGGUGGGGCCGCACUGUGGCCGCCUACUGGAGGAGCAGACACCUAUUUUGAACCGUGACACGGGUCGGAAGCAGGUACCGGAAUGAGCGAGAGGCGACUCACAGUACCCUGACGUCAGAUGAACCGGUUAAAGGGAACUAGUCACUCAAAAGGAAGGAAUCUUAGUUGAGCGAACAUCGUUGCAUUUACUUUGGUGAAUCCCCAUUUUGAAAGAAAUGUAUUUUCUUUUCUAUCUGAAACACAUUUUUGAGUUAGAGUAGCGAAGCAGCGCGGGUCCAACUAUUGGUAUAUCAGAGCUACUAGCGACGAGUUUCACUAGAGCGUUGGGCUUUGCUUGCCUUACGUACGCCUCUGGAGCGCCGCAGGCCAGAGCUGACCCCGGCUGGUCUCAUUCCGUGCCGUAUUAAUCUAGUGUCGACAGUGGAUUGACCGAUUGCGAGCUGUGUCCUCGACUGUGACUGGAUAAAAACAUCAUCAUUGAUAGCAUUGUGCAUGUCGCAGUUAUGAAAAUACAUUGUCGAUUAAUGUAGCUUCAGAGUUCAGACGCGGUCAUUUGGCGGCAUCAGUUCAUUAUACAGAAUUUCAUGUAGUUUGCAUCAUGGACGUGAUCCUGAGAUAGUGACUAGUUUCCUUUAACUCUGGGGGCUGGCGUCGUUGCUUGGCUGCAGAGCUACUGAUGUAUGAAUACAGUCUUGGGUGGCUAGCUUCUGAUAUCGGCUAGCACCGGUCUGGAGGCGGCUAGCACCGGUGUUCAGACAGCUGGUGUCAGCCUGAGGGCGGUCAGCGGUGGUCUGAGAACGGCUGGUGUCAGCCUGAGGGCGGUCAGCGGUGGUCUGAGAACGGCUGGCGUCAUCCCGAGGGCGGCUGGCGUCAGCCUGAGACAGCAGCUGGCGUCAUCCCGAGGGCGGCUGACGCCAUCCUGGGACAGCAGCUGGCGUCAGCCCGAGGGCGGCUGGUGUCAGCCCGAGGGCGGCUGGUGUCAUCCCGAGGGCGGUCGGCGGUGGCGGGUCUGUCCCGGGGCAGAGGCGACCGGCGCAGUCCCGGGGCAGAGGCGACCGGCGCAGUCCCGGGCGCGCGCACCAGGCAGCGGUGUGCCGUGGGACGCGGCGGCAGGGGAGGCGGCUCGCUCGCACCGGGGGGACGGGGAGAUCGGGGUGCCGUGGAGCACCCCUGGCUGUGUGGUUGCGAGGCUGUUGGGUGUGCGCGGGCGGUCCAGUCUGCCGGGUGCGGAGUGGACCGGCCGUGAGAGCGACCGGCGGCGCCGGAGCCGGCCCGCCAGCUCACCGGCCGGCCGGCCGGCUCCGGCGCGCCUACACAGGGCCAUACCGGUCGUCUGAGUAUCCCAGGUGACUUCAGUGUGUGUGUGAAAUCAUAUACGUACGAUGUUUGAUGGUGCAGUGUUUGUGUGUGCGAGUGUGGAACAGCGGUUCAUCCGUUUCAUCGGUUCGGCUCACCAACACCGUGUUAGUCGAAAAUGUCAAAACUUGCAGUACAAACAGAGUUUGCGGAAAAAAACGCAACUGCCUACAAAAAGAUACGUUCUUCAAAUAUUUCGCAAUUUGAUGCUAUUUUAGCAGCCUGAGCCAUCGCUUAGUUUUAGGUGUGCUGAUGCUUUGUCAUGUUUGAUGUCAGUAAACGUUCAAAACGAUUGUUGGUAUAUGUUGCCCUUGUCAGGUAGUUUGUAACCGUUGGGGUUUUCGGCAUGCUAGUAUACAUAAUUUUGAUUUGAGUAUUGUUAUACUCGGUAUUUAGCAGUUAAGAUAUGGCUCCAUCGAGGCUUACUUCACGUCAAAAUUGUGAGGAUCGGUUAUUUCAUCCUUGCAAUUUUAUAUCGUGAAGUUGGCUUCGGCUUUCCUGUAUCGUCGCGAAUGUUGCGCUUCAUGUCGUGUGCCAUAUGUUCUGUGCAGAGAUUACUUAUUGGCGUUUUCGUGUUUCGGAUCUCGCGAGCCGGACUCACUCGAAACAGAUUCAUGACGCCGCUUUGACCAACUCGCGGACCCAAUCUACAAAGCGAUUGAAGACUUGUCAGAAUCAUGGCGCCCACUAAGCCCCUCGGGGAAUACAGAUUGAGUGUUUCAUACUUGUUUACGUGACGUCAGACGUGUACGGGGCAACCUUGUGCCGCGCGUCCGGCCGCCAGUUCCCGAUAUCCUCCGUUAGCAAAUCCGUGCAAUGGCCCCGGGCGCCGCCACCGGUCGGCCCCGGCCUCCGGCCAACCAACCAGCCGUCCAACCGGCACCGUGUGUGCUCGCACUCGCUCCCACACACCUGACCAGUGCGUCGCUGGACGCCUGACUGCGCGCCGCUCAGCGCUGGAAAUACUUGGCGAAAAUGUCUGCUAUCAUUUGUUGUGUCGCAUGAGAAGAUAUUUUAAUAUAUCUGCGCUGUCAA